Molecule: messenger RNA, 3414 nt
Organism: Archocentrus centrarchus (flier cichlid)
Lineage: Eukaryota; Metazoa; Chordata; Actinopteri; Cichliformes; Cichlidae
Gene: mfsd6l
Product: major facilitator superfamily domain containing 6-like
Exons: 3
Coding region: 258-2036 (592 amino acids)
Cellular component (GO): membrane
Source: RefSeq, a predicted model, not a curated record
AUACCGGACUGCUACAGGUGUUCUGCGCUCAGACCGCCAAAGAGUCAAACCCGUGGGUGUGCUGUCGGAGUCACGGGUGGGAAAUGAUUGAUAGGAGAGGAUAAGGAACUUCAGGUGGACAGAAGUUUAAAGGAUAACUGAAGACGUCACACUGGGCUCAGGGAAGCAGGGAUGCACCAGUUCUGGGCUUUGCCAGUAGCAGUAGUUUGAAGCGCUCCAAGUGACACCAAGUAGGAGAGACUCUAAGCUGCUCGACCAUGAAGAGGAUCAAGCAGAUUGACGUUAAGCAGGCCCUUGCUAUGGCUGGCAGCUUUAACUUCCUGUGCUCCUGUGCUAAAGCGUGCCUGCUCCCCUUCCUCACUCUGUACUUCAGACAGCUGGGCCUGACUCCUGCCAUGACAGGCAUAGUCAUGGGCACCAAGCACUUUAUUACACUGGUGUGGAGCCCCGUGGUGAGUCUGCUCUCCAAACACUACAACAAGAGGCGAGUGGUGAUCUGCGGCUCCGUUGUGUUUUCGGCAGCAGCCGCUCUGCUUCUCCUGCUCAUCCCACCUGCAGAUGUGCAAACACAGACUUGUAACACAUCGGAUUUGAGUGUCGGUCCAACCCAAAGUCCAGCUGAUGAACUGCUUGUGAACAGCACCGGACCUACAGCAUCACACCCGACAAGACCUCUUGUUUCCCAGUCAUUUGUCACUUACCUUCAUAACACACUCGCUGAUACGAAAUCUCCUGUUAUUACAAGUGAAACUUCGCAUCAUCAUCAUCACAAUCAUACAACCAAAUCCCCUCCUUAUGUGUCACAAGAGAAUGAUUCGGUUUUGGUUAAGAACGGGUCCAGAGUGUUUUACACCAGCAGCUCUUUGGGAACUCCAGUGAGGAAUAAGAGGUCUGAGCUGAGAUCAGAGCAGCCCAAGGAGGAGAAAGAGGAGAGCAGUUUGGGCUUCCUGAGCAGCCUGAACACGAUGGACGCUCAGCACCAACUCUUCUUCUUGAUACUCAUCAUCAUGUGUGUGUGGGAGGCUGUGUCAGCCCCUCUGGAGUGGAAUGUAGAUGAUGGCCUGUAUGAAUAUUUAGAUUUCGCGGAUGCCUCGGAUCACUACGGCAGCACCAGGGUGUGGGGUGUACUCGGAGCAGCAUGUGGGGUUGGGGGAACCGGGUUGCUGGUGAGCCAGUUGAGAUGUCUCAUAGCUGCUCAGACCCCCAGGAGUGUGGUGCAUUUCUACUGCUAUGCUGGCCUGGCAUUUCUGGUUUUCCCCCUGGCUAUUUCCCUCCCUCUUUACCUGAACAAGAAGCGAGACAGGACCAGCAGGCUCCUGAAAGCCCUGCAGCUGGUACGUGGCUCCCCCCGUGCUCUGCUCUGUGCCUUCACCACCCUGCUGGUUGGGGUAGCAAAUUCGGCCGUGGAUAACUUCCUCCUGUGGCAGAUGCAGGAUCACGGCAGCAGUGAACUGCAUAUGGGAUUGUCUCUCGCCCUCGCUCUGCUCUCACAGGCCGCCUUCCCUCUGAUGGCUGGGCGAGUCUCCAAACUGCUCAGCCCGGGAAGGAUACUCGCAGUUGGGGCUGCGAGUCUCGGGCUACAGUGCUUCUACUACUCCUUCCUCUGGGGAGCGUGGGCUGCACUGCCUGCUCAGGUGUUGAAUUGUUUCAGUAGCGGAGCCAUCUGGUGGGCCGUGAAGCUCCAGUGCGAGGACGUUGCCACGCUGGCGGCUGAGAGGAGCGUCGGGAGGGUCUAUUCCCUCUCUAUUCAUCUGGGUAGUGGACUGGGGAGCUUUGCCGGAGGGUUUGUGGCGCAAAGCAUUGGGCUGACGUGGCUUUUCAGAGGAGUGGCGAUGGGUCUGAUAGUCUGGUCUGCAUGCCUGCCUCUGCUCCAGUGGAAAGCCCCUCACCAGCGCAGGAUUAACUAUUCUCGCCUGUUAGCAGCUGACGCAAGUGAGGCCAGUGACUCAGAGUCUGAACAGGAAAGAGACUGGCUUGAUAAAGCAAUGGAAAAUGACAGGAGUAACAACAACAAUGAAAGGAGGGUAAACCACUAAAUCACCCGCACUGCGAAAAUACUAAAAGAAGCAUAAUGCAGUUUCAUGAAUAGAAGAAAUUUACUGUCACAAAAUGAAUUCAUCACAUUUUUUCUAUAAUAUGGAAAUAGAAAUCAUCAUUCCCCUCUAGCUCUGCAGCCUCGCUUAAAGACGUGCCACUCUUCAGAUGAUUGAUUUCCCACCCUGACAGGUUUAAUUACAAUCAAAAGUGUUGACUUUACCCACUCAUUACUUUUCCAUCAGAAUUAAAUGUUAUGCCAUCCCAUCUGUCCUUCCAUUUUUAUCAGUCUGCAAGUGUCAGCUGCACAGAAGAAUUUAGGGCUUCGUCUCUGGGCCUCCUGAGCUUUGUCCUAAUGUACAUUUGCAUAAGCAGUUAUUGUUUUCUAAAGCAAACAAGGCAGCAGGAUUAUGGGUGAGCAAAGCAAUUACUCAGUACCACCAGGCAGCUUAAACAGCCCAAGCUAUUAUUUGAAUAGAAGUGGGAAGCUUCUCGAAAGGUGUGUAAACACAAGUCGUGUGCAGAAGGUGAGGACAAACUGUUGCACCACACCCAAACCCGCGGGUUAUCUGCUGGUAAAAUUGCCACUGGCUUCUGUCAGUUAUCACCUUCGUGUUUCCUUCUGGGCUCUAAACUCUGAACUGAUUAGCUGAAAGCUGAAAAUCUUUGUUCGUGUGCUUGGAGUACAUUCAAAAUGUCUUGUGCAAAAAUGACUUGAGUUGUGCAGCCGUUGAGUUAUGCAUACAUAUAGAAGCCACCUGUGUAAGAAUAUGUUUGAUUUGUAUUUGUGCUCAUGUCAUAUUCUCUGUUGUCUGACCACGGCUCUACUCAUAGGCCAUUUAUAAAAGAUGGGUGUGGCCUGUAAAACCUUAUCCCUGAAUUCUUUGCAGUGACCAGCAGGGGGUGACUGCUCUGGUUUUAGAAAAAGGCCAGUUGUAUAGAUGUCUGUAUGAAAGGCAACCUAUUUCUCACCUCAUUUACAGAAAGUGCUUUCCUUAUGAGCCACUGGUCUUAGUUGCCCGUGUCACGUCUUCUCAUUUUGUAAAUUAUGGUCCCAUUUAAAGCAAAAUAGACAAUAAAUCAGGGUAUGCUUUAGACACGGCUUCCUUGUGACUGGUGAGUCUUUACCAGUGUGCAGAGUCCUCAAAUUCCAUCAGAUUCAACUUGCUUAAGUUGGCUGUUCCCAGAUUGCUGAAAUCAAGGCUUUAAAAACCAGUGGGUGGGGUAACAGUGGCUACAUCCAUCUUUUGUAUACAGUCUGUGGGAAUACAAUAGCUGGAAAAAAUUGUCUCCAGUGGAAUUUGUGAAGUGUGAUGUUUUACCUUAAAUUUUGUCUUGAAUUUAUAGUGGUUGGCACCUGGGUGGCUUAGUGGUGGAGCC